CAGAUUUCUUCCGGAGGAUUGUUGCCGUGCAAAAGCGUAGGUGCGGUAUUAACAGUCAGGGCUCUGAGACAGGUUCCACGUAGAGGACCAACCGACAACUCCCAACUUUCACCUUUGGGUUGGGUUCCCCCCACCACCACUCCGGCGCCUCCUUAGCGACGCCCCCGGCGUAGAGCCCGCCCACUGUUGAACACGCCGAGCUACCACUUCCGCCCUCGCGUUCCACUGAGCAAGAUGGCUGAGGAGCCGGAGUCCGCGUUGCAGCUCCCUCCCUCAACUGCUGCUGAUGGCGAAGGACCUACAGAGGUCUCCCCAGAAACAGCCACUCCGGAGCCCCCUUCUUCCGCCGCGGUCUCCCCGGGGACAGAGGAACCUGCCGGCGACACCAAGAAAAAAAUUGAUGUCCUGUUGAAGGCUGUGGGAGACACCCCUAUAAUGAAAACAAAGAAGUGGGCUGUAGAGCGAACCCGAACCAUUCAAGGACUCAUUGACUUCAUCAAAAAAUUCCUUAAGCUUGUGGCCUCUGAACAGUUGUUUAUUUAUGUGAAUCAGUCCUUUGCCCCCUCCCCAGACCAGGAAGUUGGAACCCUCUAUGAGUGCUUUGGCAGUGAUGGUAAACUGGUCCUACAUUACUGCAAAUCUCAGGCAUGGGGAUGAAGUACAGAGAAAAAGCUCUUGCUAACCAGAUGAAUCUUCACAAAGCAAACAGCUCUGGAAAAAGUUGAUACUUGUGACAAGAGACUUGUGUAUGUGAUCUACACAGCAUGUAUCUACUAUGAAUCAUGUUUAUGCAUAAAGAAAUCCAUAGAGUAGAUGGACUCACAAAAAUGUGAUUUGUAUUAAUACACAAAUCAUCAUAAAAGAUUGGCUUUACAGUCUACCCAUUACUACAACUAUUGUUCCAGAUCAGCCAGCCACCAAGGAGUUGAAAAAGGAGCCUAAGACUGUAGAAAACUUCUUUGUUACCAGUUCUCAGUGAAUGAAAUUGUUUACUUGUAGAGAGAACACUCUGCUGCUUUUUUUCCCCACUGUGAAAGUCAGUUUUCUAAAGGAUUCUUUUU
Molecule: messenger RNA, 1061 nt
Organism: Odobenus rosmarus divergens (Pacific walrus)
Lineage: Eukaryota; Metazoa; Chordata; Mammalia; Carnivora; Odobenidae
Gene: ATG12
Product: autophagy related 12
Exons: 4
Coding region: 235-657 (140 amino acids)
Biological process (GO): nucleophagy; autophagosome assembly; C-terminal protein lipidation
Cellular component (GO): cytoplasm; Atg12-Atg5-Atg16 complex; phagophore assembly site membrane
Source: RefSeq, a predicted model, not a curated record